Messenger RNA from Symbiodinium sp. CCMP2456, 775 nucleotides. Lineage: Eukaryota; Dinophyceae; Suessiales; Symbiodiniaceae. The record is from the annotation of a GenBank genome assembly.
GGUCGAUGUUGCGACGGUGGAUGAUGGCUGCGGAGGGUCCUGCGGUGCACUUUGCUUUGAGGCCGACCCUGAAGCAGCCAAGACGGAAGAGCGCUGGGCCUAUGUCGGUGCAGGUCGCGGAACUUACCAGCAAGCAUCGUCCAUGGACUAUGUUGGACAUGGCCGCGGCGACUUCGAGAAGGAGAAGGUGACCGUGAGCUCUGGUGUCCGGUUCCGCUCCAUUUGUGCGGUGCUCCUCUGCUUCCUGCUCUCCUUAAUUCUGGGGCUUCUGCUCUACCUCUUCUGGCCUUUCAACUUCUUUCAGACGGGAGCUGACGAAAUGGACCCCUGCAUGACGGGCACCGUGGGUGCCAUGACGGUGGUGCAGAGGGAGGCCUGCUGCGCGCAGGGCAACGUAGCCUUCUGCGCCACCACGACGAAAGCGCCCGUGAUCAUCCACGACAAGUACUACACCAACGUGAGGACGCAAAAAGUCUCGCACGUGGUGCCUGUGCCGGUUCCCGGUCCGCCCGCCAAGGUCAUCACGCAGAAGGUGUACGUCAAGCAUCAUCCCUUCGAGUGCACGGAAGGCUAUGGUAGCUGGAAGACACAGUGGUCCCAUGAGCAUCAGCGCUACUGCUGCUACAAGUUCAAGGAGUCUUGCGUGACGAAGGUUCAGUACCGGAACCACUACAAGACUAUCACGCACGUCCAUCACGUGACCGUGCCAGAGAAAGUCGUCGUGCCGGCGCCGCCACCUCGCGAAAUCAAUCAUAUCGUCAAGGUUCCCGUCCAU